Molecule: messenger RNA, 1649 nt
Organism: Dendronephthya gigantea
Lineage: Eukaryota; Metazoa; Cnidaria; Anthozoa; Malacalcyonacea; Nephtheidae
Product: cytoplasmic phosphatidylinositol transfer protein 1-like
Exons: 10
Coding region: 175-996 (273 amino acids)
Biological process (GO): phospholipid transport
Cellular component (GO): cytoplasm
Molecular function (GO): phosphatidylinositol transfer activity; phosphatidylinositol binding
Source: RefSeq, a predicted model, not a curated record
UUUGUAGAAUUUGUAUAGAGUAGGAGAAGAGAUUUGCGCGUGAAAGAUUUUAUCAAGAAGUUUUAUCUUUUUAUUUCAAUUCCUCGAAUGGAAAGACGUCUAGCGUGAUGGUACACGAAACGGACACAAAGGAAACAACACUUUAUUAAAAGCGGAAAGAAAGAAACGUCCAAAAUGAUCAAAGAGUAUCGUAUUUGUAUGCCACUCACUGUGGAAGAGUACAAGAUUGGUCAGCUGUACAUGAUCAGCAAGCACAGUCAUCAACAAAGUGAGAGUGGUGAAGGUGUUGAAGUUGUAAAGAACGAAGCUUGUGAACAUCCUGUACAUGGGAAUGGACAAUAUACUGAGAAAAAGAUUCAUUUAUUUGGGCGGUUACCUGCUUGGGUGAAAGCAUGCAUACCAAGAGUAUUUUACGUAGAGGAAAGAGCUUGGAAUUUUUAUCCCUACACAAUUACAGACUACACAUGCUCUUUUGUUCCACGAUUUUCCAUCCACAUUGAGACUGUUUAUGAAAACAAUAAUGGAUCAAGUCAAAAUGCUUUGAAACAAAAUAGUGAAACACCAGAAAUCCAUGAGGUGGAUUUUAUAGACAUUGCCUAUGAUGAAUAUCCAGAGAAACAUUAUGUCAAAGAAGAGGACUGCAGGUAUUUUAAAUCAAAGAAAACAGACAGGGGUCCAUUGAAAGAGGGAUGGAAAGAUUCAACAAAACCAAUCAUGUGUUCAUAUAAGCUGGUUACUGUAUCCUUUGAUGUCUGGGGCUUACAGUCAAAAGUAGAAAGCUUUGUUCACAAGGGCAUUCGAGAUAUCCUGUUGGUUGGACAUCGACAAGCAUUCUCUUGGAUUGAUGAAUGGUGGGAUAUGGAGGUGAAGGAUGUUCGAGAAUAUGAAAAACAACAACACCAGGAAACAAAUGAGAAGGUCAUUGGGGCAGGUCCCCAGGCCUGUUCGGAAUCCACACCAGCAGGUGCUGGAAGACACCAUUCCUCUCCAAACUAAUGGUUUUACCCCAGUUCUCAGAUUAUUUCUACCAGCUUUUUAUUUACUCUAAGUAUAUAUAUAUAUUUAUCUACUGCAAUCAUAUUGAAGUGUGCAAAAAUUCACUGAAGCAUUUAUAGAUUUGGGUAGAAGAAAACUUGGUUCAGUGAAUUUCUCUUGGAAAAGCAUUUACUUCAGGCUCGUGCAAAAAUAUAUGAAUUUGAUUUAAUUGUUUUUUAAAAAAUUACUUUUCAAGUUCAAAUUCUGUGAUAUUUGUAAAUUGUAAAAAUAUAUAAACAGAACUUUUCAAAAUACAGAAAAUAGUCUCUUAUUUGAUAAUAUAUGGCUUUGUAUCAAUCUUGCAGUUAAUUGGUUAAUUAAUUUCCUUGGAAAUAAUCAAAUUAUUUACACAAACAUAGAGACUGCCUGGCAAAUACAAAGCAUUACAAUGCCUUAUCGGCUAAACAAUAACCUACAAACUCAGUAAUUAAGGUGAAGGUUAACCCCUAGAGUUUUAGGGGCAGUGCCUUUGCUGCACCUGUGGGAAAGUUGGGGAUCAAGUUAUGGAAAUUUUUUCAAGAUUUCUGGUGGACAGAUGCAUGAGCUUUUAUUACAGGAUAAUCAUAAUUUAUAAACUUCCAAAUUUAAUUAACCCUCAUUAUUACAAGAUUUAU